Molecule: messenger RNA, 1347 nt
Organism: Ostrea edulis (European flat oyster)
Lineage: Eukaryota; Metazoa; Mollusca; Bivalvia; Ostreida; Ostreidae
Product: tigger transposable element-derived protein 6-like
Exons: 2
Coding region: 1-1347 (448 amino acids)
Cellular component (GO): nucleus
Molecular function (GO): DNA binding
Source: RefSeq, a predicted model, not a curated record
AUGUCGUUGAAGAGGAAGAGGACAGAUUUGUCUCUUGCAGACAAAUAUGAGGCUGUGAAAUUACUGAAGAAAAAUGUACCGCAAACAGAAAUUGCUAAGAGACUUGGUUGUUCCCAGCCCCAGAUCAGCACAAUAUCGAAAAAUCGAGAUGCAAUUCAAGCUGAGUAUGAAGGAUGCUCAAAUCCUGAGCGAAAGAGACAAAGGUCCGGGAAAGCCCCUACGGUGGAAAGCGCAUUGACGGAAUGGUUUACCGCAGCAAGAUCAAGAGACAUACCCAUUUCUAGCAAUAUUCUUCAAGAAAAGGCCGUAGAUUUGGCAUCCCAAAUGAACAUCAACGACUUCAACGCCACAAGCGGUUGGCUAUCUCGGUGGAAACAACGCAAUAACAUCGGAUUUAAGAAAAUGCACGGCGAGAAGAAGGACGCAGACCAGGAAGCUGUCAAUCACUGGAUUGACAACAUACUUCCGAAUCUAUUAGAAACAUACAGUCCCGACAACAUUUUUAACGCUGACGAAACUGGAAUCUAUUACAGAGCGCUACCGGACGGCACGCUGACCUUCAAGACGGACGCGAUAGCUGGAUCUAAAAAGGCCAAGGACAGAGUUACAGCUAUGGUUUGUGUGAAUGUGAGUGGCAGUGACAAACAGCGCCUUUUGGUAAUCAGAAAGAGCCGAGAUCCAAGAUGUUUCCGAGGGAAGAAGAGUCUACCCGUCGUAUAUCGAUCAUCAGCAAACGCCUGGAUGACAAGUGAUAUUUUCCGGGAAUGGCUGAAAGAUUUUAACAAACAAAUGGUGCGUCAAAAUAGGAAAGUUCUCCUCCUCGUGGAUAAUUGCUCAGCCCAUCCUAAGGACGCCGCAGAUAGACUUUCAAAUGUGAAACUGGAAUUUCUGCCGGCCAAUACUACAUCCGUGAUUCAGCCUUGUGACCAAGGAAUUAUUAAAAACUUGAAGACCCUCUACAGAUCACAAGUGGAAACUGUGGCUGAAGAAGAGGAAGAAAUAGACAUACCAGAAGGCUUCAACAGGGAGGAGUUCUUAAAUUACGUGGACAGUGACACAGAUCUGGCAUGCCACCGGCUACCAACAGAUGAAGAUAUCUGUGCCCAGUUCAUGAAUGAAGAGAAAAGCAGAGACCUUGAGAUAGACAGCGAAGAAGAAGAUGAGAUUCAACUGCCUGUGUCAUCAUCUGAGGCAAAAGACGCAUUAAGUGUGUUACGGCGCUAUUUAGAGGACAAUGGUUGUGAGGACUUUAAUGAUUUAUAUUCCUUGGAGGAAAAAUGUGACUCACUGGCCACUCGACUGAAAAAGCAGAAGAAAAUCACAGAGUUCAUUAACUGGAUUCCAUGA